This is a messenger RNA of Staurois parvus, 423 nucleotides long. NCBI's taxonomy places the organism in Eukaryota, Metazoa, Chordata, Amphibia, Anura, Ranidae. The record is from the annotation of a GenBank genome assembly.
UGAUCAGCGGAAAGAACCGAAGAUGUCAGCUCGGUCAUGUGAUCAGCUGUGUCCAAUCACAGCUGAUCCAGUGCCACCUGUCAGUGUCCAUCAAUGCGAUCUGCCAGUGCCCAUCAGUGCCUCAUCAAUGCCACAUAUCAGUGCCCAUCUGAGCUGCCUAUCAGUGCCAGUCAGUUCCACCUAUCAGUGCUGCCUAACAGUGCCAGUCAGUGCCACUUAACAGUGCCAGUCAGUUCCAUUCAGUGCCAGUCAGUGCCACCUAUCAGUGCCAUAUAUGAGUGCUGCCUUUCAGUGCCCAUCAGUGAUGCCUGUCAAUGCCCAUCAGUGCCACCUACCAGUGCCUCCUCAUCAGUGCCCAUCAGUGCCACCUAUCAGUGCAGCCUAUCAGUGCCCAUCACUGCAGCCUCAUUAACGCACAUCUGU